AACACAGCUCAUUGUUGGCAAGUGCCGAUGAGCCUCACAGAGGAGUGAAAAACAGCUCUGGGGCUGCGGCAGCGAUCACAGAACCGUCACGUAAGCGGCGCGGAGCGAGCCGGGGAAACCCUCUCUAUGCUUGGUGACUUUUACUGACUGAUUUCACCGCCACCUUUGAAGCAAAAGAAGAAAGAAACCGGGAGGUGGGCAAUGGCAGACCACAUGAUGGCCAUGAACCACGGGCGAUUCCCCGACGGAUCCGGCGGGCUUCACCACCACCCCGCGCAUCGGAUGGGCAUGGGGCAGUUUCCCACUCCCCCUCACCACCACCAGCAGCAGCAGCCGCCGCCGCUGCCGCCCCCCGCCCGCUUCAGCGGCUCCCAGUUCCUGGCCCCCCCCGUCGCCAGCCCGGGAGGGCAGCUGAGCGCCAGCAUGCAGCUCCAGAAGCUGAACAACCAGUACUUCAGCCACCACCCUUACCCUCACAGCCACUACAUGCCGGACUUGCACCCCGGCAGCCACCAGCUGAACGGCAGCAGCCAGCAGCAGCAUUUCAGGGACUGCAACCCCAAGCACGGCGGCGGCGGCAGCGGGUUGCCGCCCGCUGUCCCCCACGUCCCCGCGGCAAUGCUGCCGCCCAAUGUCAUAGACACUGACUUCAUCGACGAGGAGGUCCUCAUGUCCUUAGUCAUCGAAAUGGGGCUGGAUCGCAUCAAGGAGCUUCCCGAGCUGUGGUUGGGACAGAACGAGUUUGACUUCAUGACAGACUUCGUUUGCAAACAGCAGCCCAGCAGGGUGAGCUGCUGA
Messenger RNA from Chaetura pelagica (chimney swift), 798 nucleotides. It is a transcript of the gene CITED2, whose product is annotated as Cbp/p300-interacting transactivator, with Glu/Asp-rich carboxy-terminal domain, 2. The transcript has 3 exons. Lineage: Eukaryota; Metazoa; Chordata; Aves; Apodiformes; Apodidae. The coding region runs from base 202 to 798 and encodes 198 amino acids. Gene Ontology annotation, cellular component: nucleus. Gene Ontology annotation, biological process: sex determination; regulation of DNA-templated transcription; left/right pattern formation. The record is from RefSeq and is a predicted model, not a curated record.